GCAGCCAUGGGAAGAAGCAUGCUGUAACAGCUCCCGUGGCCCCUUCCUCCUCCUGCUACAUUUGCUCCUGCACACUUGCUGCUGGCACCAUGCAGCCCUCUCACCAUCUACUCUUCCUCUUCCUUCUCCUCCUCCGUGGGACAUGGGCAGAUCCAGAGGGCUCUUGUAAACUCCACCUUUUCCAAACCUCCAUCUUCCACAACACCAACUUUGUGGACGUUUCGGGCUGGGCCACCCUGGAAGACAUUCUCUUUGCUACCCUGGAGAAAUACACCUGGAACAUCCGCUACCUCUACCCAUGGGUCUACCCAGCCCUGCCUGCAGCAGAGUGGGAGAACCUGCAAAACCUGUUCAGGCUCUAUGUGCACAACUUCAUCCUGUCCCUGGCCGGUGAUGCCAAGCUGUUCCAGAUACCCUACCCCUUUGUGUUCCAGUGCAUGACUGGCUGCAACUUGUAUUCCAAUGGCUCCUAUACCACAUUCUACCAUCUGGCCUACAAUGCCCAGAACUUCCUCAGCUUUGAUGUGGACAACAGCCACUGGGAGAGGCAGCAGGAGAGUGAGCUGGCAGUGCAAGUUGAGAGGCAGUUCAACACUUUCGCCGGCUUCUCUGCAAACCUGCAGCACCUUCUCAAUGUCACCUGUGUUGACCAUAUGAAGAAAUUCAUCGAGUAUGGGAGGGCUGAUCUGGAGAGACAAGAGCUGCCUGUGGUCACGGUCUUCGCCCGCACACCCAGACCAGACCAAGUCCUGCUGGUUUGCCGCGUCACCGGCUUCUACCCACGGCCCAUCAGUGUGGCCUGGCUGCGGGAUGGCCAGGAGGUGCCGCCAGGCCCGGCGCUCAACACCAGUGACAUCCUGCCCAAUGCUGACCUCACCUACCAGCUCCGCAGCAUCCUGGCUGUGGCCCCUCGUGAUGGGCACAGCUACGCCUGUCGCGUGCGCCACCGCAGCCUGGGCACCCGCAGCCUCAUCAUCCCAUGGGGGAGCUCCAAGGUAGCUCUCAGUGCCGGCAUCACCAUCGCAGUGCUGCUGACUGUGGCUGCAUUCCUCGCUGGGGCCAUCUGGUGCUACAGACGCAGGAGCUGAGAGCACAGGACAUACAUACCAUACCAGGGAUGCCCCAGGGCCACACCAGCCCCCCACAUCUCCCUGAUAAUAAACCGCUAAUUAACACCUCCAUGCAUGUGGGAACUCCUGGUGUGCCAUGCCCAGCGCCCACAAGCACAUGGCAUCACACAGCUCCUGCUCACCCCAGGACAGGUGGGAAGAACCCUAGUGCAGCCCACACUCCUCAUCCCAGGCUGAAUCACUGGGACAGGCCCCCCAUCACCAACAGGGUAUCCCUGGCCCCAACCCCUAGUCCUGGGGGGCACCAGGGUCUCCACAAAACAGCAAGACUUGGCCAGUGACAAGGCAGGCCAGGGCAGGGAAUGACUGUUUUCCACCCACCCACACUUCUCAGGGCAUAUCAGCACCUCUGCACCAGAUCCCUGGGACCAGGGAAUGGUGACAAACAGGUAUGGGCCAGCACACAGCUUGGGGGCAUGGCGAGCCCAGGCAUGCAGCCAGCUAUGGGAACUGGGUUUGCAUCCCCCAUGGGAAAUACAGCCACACUGGGGAACACCUGCCCAGUUCAGUGCUGGGGGCAGCAGCACAGAGGGGACAGAGAUGUCUAGGCCAGGCUCUCUGGGCAGGAGCAGCAGCAAAGGACAUUCCUGUCAGGGACAAUGGAUGUAGUCCACGGCCAGGUGGCACCCCCACCUGCACUGGGGGUAGAAAAGAGGGGUUGGGUCACCCGCACCGCCCCAGGUGUCAGAGUGCCGCUGUGGCCACAGGGGACCCCACCUGCAGCCCUGAGGAUGGCCUUGCUCCCACCUAAAUUCCCCCAGCACCUGUGGCCACAGGCCAAGGCGCCCCAGCCCAGCCUUCUUGGCCUCCUGUGACCCCAUGGGCAAGGGAGUCCCCCUUACCUGCCUACCCAGGUGCUCUGCCUCACACCCCUCCUCAUCCCUCUUCCCACUGUGUCCCCUUCUGUCCUGGGUUCAGCUAGGAUAGAGUUAAUUUUCACCAGAAGCUGGGAUGGGACUCAGCCAGGACAGGUGACCCAAACUAGCCAAAGGGGGUAUUCCAUACCAUAUGAUGUCAUGCUCAGCAUAAAAGGCGACUAGUCGGGGAGGGGCAGCACGGCUCCAGGACACGAGGCUCAGGGAUGGUCUGGCUUUGGGACGGGUCUGAGUGUGCAGUCUGAGUUCUACGGUCAUCGGGUGAGAAACUGCAUUGUGUAUCACCCAUUUUGUAUAUUCUAAGUACUGUUGUUGUUAUUUCCCUCUCCCUCUGCUUUCCCAGUAACCUGUCCUUAUCCCAGCCCACGAGGUUUACCUUUGUCUUCCCAUUCUCCUCCCCAUCCCGCUGGGGGGAUAAGCGAGCGGCCGCGUGGUGCUCAGCUGCCGGCUGGGGCUAAACCACGACACCUUCCCCUAACCACAACGUCCCUCCCUUUCCCCACACAUCCCCAGCCCUGGCACUGGCCCCCUUCCUCAUCCCAAACUGCCCGUUCCCAAUUCCCCUUCCACAGCCCCACCAGUCCCUCCUCUGUCCCCACAGGUCCCUUCCUCCUCCCACAUGUCCCCGUGGCCCUACCCCGUGGUGCAAGGGUGAGAUGGGGUCCCAGGGACCCUACGCUCACAGCUUGAUGCCCAGCCCAGGACCCCCAGCAGCAGCCCAAGGCCUGCCCCAGCCUCAGCACCCUGCCAACAGUGACCUGUGCUGCGCCUGACACCUGAGCACCUCGCCAAUGGCGACCCAUACUGCACCUGAUGUCACUGCCAGAUGCAGCAGCCCAGCUGGCCCUCCUGGUGCCCCUGCCCCUGUUCUCCCCACCCUGCCAUUGGGGAGGGAUAUGGCCCAUUCACCAAUGGUGAUCCAUGCUGCUCCCAGCAUCACCAGGCAUCGGGCAGAUGAGAGGUAAGCAUGGCUGGGGAUGAGGGAGAGGACUGCCUCACACUGGCCCGGCCUGUGGGGACCCUGUGGGCACCCUGUGGGCCUGCCUCAAGGCCCCUCCAGAUCCCGCCCAACAGUCCCCAGCCCCAUCCAAAGCCCGGCCCCCCAUGACAAGCACCCCCCAGGGCUUCCCCGAGGCCCCCCGAUCCCCCAACCCCCUGAAUCCAGCCCUCAGCCACCCCAAGCACCUGGACGGCCAUGGAUGAUCCAUUCCAGUCCUCAACAGGACCAUCCACCCAGGCAGAGCCCAUCAGUUGUGAAGUCCAAAGGCCCCUUUCUGGCCCAUCCCCUGCCCUGCCCCAUAUCACCUUGUUGCCAUGGCAUUACCCAGUCAUGCCUGGGGCUCAGGGGACCAUCCUUGCUUUCAGCGCUGGGGGUCCCUGAGCCAGGGCCUAUGAGGCCUGUCCUUCCCAAGGAGCCCCCGCUCCUGCACAGGAAUACUCUCCUUCCCU
This is a messenger RNA of Grus americana (Whooping crane), 3454 nucleotides long. RefSeq names its product antigen-presenting glycoprotein CD1d-like. Lineage: Eukaryota; Metazoa; Chordata; Aves; Gruiformes; Gruidae. The coding region runs from base 90 to 1088 and encodes 332 amino acids. Gene Ontology annotation, molecular function: endogenous lipid antigen binding; exogenous lipid antigen binding; lipopeptide binding. The transcript is spliced from 6 exons. Gene Ontology annotation, biological process: immune response; antigen processing and presentation, exogenous lipid antigen via MHC class Ib; positive regulation of T cell mediated cytotoxicity. The record is from RefSeq and is a predicted model, not a curated record. Gene Ontology annotation, cellular component: external side of plasma membrane.